Messenger RNA from Dreissena polymorpha, 5769 nucleotides. RefSeq names its product adapter molecule Crk-like. Gene Ontology annotation, molecular function: protein binding. The transcript has 8 exons. The record is from RefSeq and is a predicted model, not a curated record. Lineage: Eukaryota; Metazoa; Mollusca; Bivalvia; Myida; Dreissenidae. Bases 128 to 895 code for a protein of 255 amino acids.
GUUCUUUGGCACUAAUUGACAUGGAGAAAGGGAGGUUACUCGCAAUGGCGCCGCCAUAUUUUUUGUAAUUUACAAGGAAAUUGUUUUCUUGUUACAUUUUCAAUGGUUCCAUAAGUUAUCAUAAACAAUGGCUGAUUUUGAUCCGACAGAUAAAUACAGCUGGUACUUUGGUCCUUUAAGUCGGGAGGAAGCAAAUGAAAAGCUGGUUGAUGUCAGAACUAAUGGUGUAUUUUUAAUACGAGAAAGCCAGUCCAUAAAGGGCGAUUAUGUACUUGUUGUAAGAGAAGACAGUAAGAUCAGUCAUUACAUUAUCAACAAAGUCCAAGUGGGAGGAAGCGAGUUAUUUCGAAUUGGAGACCAGCAGUUCCCAGAUAUUCCUGCGUUAUUAAAUUUUUACAAGACACACUAUCUGGAUACAACUGCAUUGACAUUUCCUGCAACACGAGACAAAGUGUACUGUAGAUAUGACUUCCCUGGAAAGGAUGCGGAGGACCUGCCAUUCAAGCGUGGAGACAUCCUGGAGGUGAUUUCCAAAGACGAGGAGAAAUGGUGGUGUGCCCGAGACAAAAAUGGGCGGGUUGGACAAAUACCUGUGCCAUAUGUUACAGCGUACAAGCCAGACCCUAAGCCUGUUGGAGUAAUUACACCUUCUGAAGACCCAGUUUCACCACCAGCACCCACAGGGUUUCAGCUCCCUAAAAAGCUGCCUGCAAGAGCAAUAGUUAUUCAUUCGCGUAUACCCAGCAUAUAUGACAAAGAGCAAUUACGACUCAAUGAAGGGGACGUACUUACAGUUUUAGAAAUCAACCCCAACGGGCAGUGGAGAGGUCAGAUUGGCGAAAGAGUAGGCAUCUUCCCCUUCACCCAUGUCAAAUUCAUGGAUGAAAACUCUUAGUUUCCAAGACUGAAAGUGGAAUGAACAGUAAACAGAUUAGGACCCGGCUUUAUUCAAUGAGCUCACUGCUGUUUGUAGGAGUUAUUUGUGUAUUCUUUUUAAUCACAAUGGAACUCUUUUUAUUAAAUGAAUAUCCAGAGUUAAGCAUGAUGUUAUAAUAUCUGCUUGGUAUGUUUCUGGAUCAGACGCAAUAGUUUCUAGCUGAAUCCUUAUUUUUGUUAUGAAAAAUGAAGUAUAUUUAACUUGAUGGAUAAAAAUUUUUAACAAUUUUUGUUGUAAUCAUGAUAGACUGUCUUCCAUAUGGCGUGGCUGUGUUGUUAUUUGCAUCUUUGGUUAGUGUCGUAGGGUUCACAAGUAUUUCUGUGCAGUCUAAUUUAAAUGUUUGGUAUGUAACAAAACAUGCAGACACAUGUCUUGAAAAUAGUAGUGUAUAUCUUAGUGCUAUAUCUGGUACCCCCCUCCCUUAAAUAAAUGCUGGUUAAAAAAUAUUCAUGAUUUAGGGGAAGUGGGGCUGAUGUUAUAAGAAACUGGAGAAUUGUUGUCUUUGCUGUUUAGUUUUGUUCAAAGAUGAAACAAAUGAAGCAAACUAACUUCAAUCAUUUAUUGUUUAGACAAUUAAAUUUCAUUUGUUCAAACAAAUGAAACUCGGACAUGGUAGAACGCCAGGGGCAUUUGAGUUGCCGCUUCUAGCUCAAGUCCAGUCUCCAACAUUUGUGUGUCGUCAAAUUUAAACUCAUUACCACUCUAGGGGCAUGAUUAUUUUACAAUCCUAAUUUAACAUGAUUAGAAUGUUUAUCUUGAUAAUAUAUAGAACGAGUUUAAAUCAAGUCACAUGAUUGCAAAAAUUAUAUCACCUGGUCAACUUUUUGGAAAACCUUGUUAUCACUCUAGUAGCAACAAUAUCUAGAACGAGUUUGAAUCAAGUCACAUGAUUGCAAAAAUUAUAUCACCUGGUCAACUCUUGGGAAAACUUUGUUAUCACUCUAGUAGCAACAUAUAUGACUUAAUCUUUAUAAAAACCUGGACGUAAUUUUUAUCUUAAUGGAUGUAACUUUUAUCUAGAUAAUCUCUCAUCCAAGUUCCAAUCUUGGUCACAGGUGUCAAAAAAAACUAGGUAAUUGGGUCAAAUAUUAUGUAAAUAAUGUAUGGAACAGAGUCAGGAUCAAUUGCAAUCAAUUUAAAGUGGAUCUUAAUAUCUGCCUGUUUGAUUGAUUGAUGGAAAUUGAAAUUAAAUAAUAUGUUCUUACAUGAUUCAAUGUGUAUAGCAGAGUCUAACUGAUAUAUUUAAAUAAAAGUAAUGUCAUGUACAGGUUUGUAUAUAAUGGAUUAUUUCAAUGUGAAAAAAUGUCUUUUUAUGCACCCGAUAGGGUGGCAUAUAGCAGUUGCACUGUCUGUCCGCCCGUCUGUCUGUCCGUCUGUCUGUCUGACUGUCUGUCCGUCACACUUUUGCGUUUAGGUUUCUAAAAAUGCUCAUAACUUCUAUGUCGUUUCAGAUGUAACCUUCAUAUUUUGUAUGCAUGUGUAUGGACAAGGCCUUUCCAUACGCACACAAAUUUUGAACCCUUUGACCUUGACCUUGAAUUUUGGGGCUGCGUUUAGGUUUUGAAAUCUGCGUAUAGGUUUCGAAAAAGUAUUUUUCGGGGGCAUAUGUCUUCCGAUAGAGACAGCUCUUGUUUGUAGUCUUCAAAAAUACUGGUACAAAUAAACAAAGUCUAAUACCAGUAUUUUUGUUGUCAUGUAUUUUUUCUAAUUUGCCACUUUCAAAUACAUGAUCAAUAAUAAUUUUGAUGUAACCAUAAAGUAGUCAUCAUACAUAUUCGGAUGCAUCUGUUCUUUUUCAUGAAUUUGCUGCUAAAACAAUAGCUUUAUGAAAUGCUAGAGAAUUGCUUUUCAAGAAAAUGUCAGGUAAUGGUUGUACUGCUAUUUUACCCAAGUAAUAUAAAAUCUCUGUUUUCAUGACUUCUUUAAACUGUUAACUUGUAUUGAUUUACAAGAACAGCCAAAUUGUCUUUGCUUGAGAUAGUUUAAUUUGAAUUAUUUGAUAUUGCAUACAAUCCAUUCACUUAUACUUAACCAAAUUCACAUUUACUUGCUUCCACACAUUUUGACUUAAAUAGCAAGUCAUUAAACUGUAAGAAAAAUGCUGUAUAUUCACAUGUAUUAAACUUGUACACAGUAUUUUUCAUUGUAUUUGUACUGUUAAUUUUCAUUACUUUUUAUUGGUUAAAUCAUUUUGAAAGAACACAAUUUUAUCUUCUAGUUUGUAUAACUUUACUCAUUGGCAUAAAUUGCAUAAACAACGUUUUUAUGCCCCGGGAUGGAAUGAUCAGGAGUAUAUUGUUGUUUUUGGCCUGUCUGUCAUUGUAUGUGUGUGUGUGUGGUUGUCUGUCACAUACUUUAACCUUGCUCAUAAUUUUUGCAAUAUUGAAGAUAGCAACUUGAUAUUAGGCUACAUGUGUAUCUCAUGGAGCUGCACAUUUUAGUGGUGAAAGGUCAAGGUCAUCCUUCAAGGUGAAAGUUCAAAAAAAAAUAAUUCAAAGCGGUGCAGUUGGGGGCAUUGUGUUUCUGACAAACACAUCUCUUGUUUUAGAAAUGGAAGUCAUUAAAAUGCAGUUAUGAAAAUAUGAUUGGUUCAUUAAACAUUUUUUAUGAAAUAAUUAUUGUUAAAAUCAUAAUAGUAUCCUUCUUAUGAGUUGUUUGUCAGUUUGCAUGUUGCAUUAUGUCAGUAUCAAGUUUUCUCUAAUUCUUUGUUCUAUAUGCAUUUUUACAAUUCCUCUUGUUCUUUUUAGGUGACUUAGUUGUGUACUGAUUAUGAAAGAUGUUACAUAAAAUAUUGUUAUGUUUCCACAGUACUGCUAUACUUAAUAUUUGAUAUCCAUAUACAUUAAUCAAUUAAAUGUCUUUUUAUAGUGUCAACAUUUUACAGUUUCAUAUUUUACAGUAUUAGGGUACUUGCUACAUUUGUGUUACUGGUACUAGUUGCUGACUAAAUGCAGCAAUUCCAAGAAUAAUCAGUUUAAUGAUUGCUUCAAUUUGUGUUAUUUCUCAAUGCUGGCAUAAACAUAUUAUAGCAGUGUUUUUUCUCUAUAGUUUGUACAUAAUGUGUUCAGUAGCUUAGACUGCUACGUCUUAUAGUGCUCCUAAGGUUUGCUUAAUAUGUUUGUGUUAUUUUAUAACUAAACUUGCAGAGUUUUAUUGCUAAAUAUGUGUCAUAAUAAUGACAGAUUGACAGCUCUAAAUUACCUGUAUAUUGUACAUAAGCCAUGUGCUUCGUGCAGGAAAAUUAUCAGUUGAGAAAGUGCCAUCUUGUUAAGCCUAAUCUGUCAGCCUUUAUGGCAUUCAAGUCUCCACAACAACCAAGUACUGCUGGGUCUACCCAGGAUAUGGAAAGUGACCAGGACCCCACUGGAAUCAGCUAACUGGCAUUUACAGGUCGGACCUGUUUGAUGUAUUCAAUGCUUAUUAUUCCUGUAUCCCAAAUCACCAACAGUUGUGGAGAAUGUUUAUCAUGAAUUUUACACCAAACUUAUACAGUGUUGAUGGCGUGAAAUUGCCAUAUAAGGCUUAAGCUGAGCAUUUCUCAGAUUGUUACACAGUUAACUGUUCUAAGAAAAGUGCAGCUUAAAUGACAACUUCACGCCAUCAAUGCUAUUAGUUUGGUGUAGAGUUCAUGAUGAACAUUCUCCACAACUGUGUAACACCUAUGGUUUAAUCAGUUGCCAAAAAUAUUGUUGUUUAGGCUAAAAAAUAUUUUCAAUAUAUUUCUACUCAAUGUGAUUUAUUUUAAACAUAAAAUAUGAGUUAUAUGACAUAAUCACUGGUCAAGCUUAUUAAAGGAACGGCAACAAUAAUACUGUAGAUGCAGUAUUUUUGUCCCCUACCGGUUUCACUGGAGGGGACCUAAGGUUUGCGCUCUGUGCGUCUGUGAGUCUGUCACACUUUUCUGGAUCCUGCGAUAACUUUCAAAGUUCUUAAUAUUUUUUCAUGAAACUUGGAACAUGGAUAGAUGGCAAUACAAUAUGGACAUUAUGCACGUCAUUUCAUUUUGUUCCUACGUCAAAAAAUCUGGUUGCUAUGGCAACAAAUAGACUAGAAAUACUGCUGAAAAUGGUGGUUUUCUGGAUCCUGCGAUAACUUUAAAAGUUUUUAAUAUUUUUUCAUGAAACUUGCAACAUGGAUAGAUGGCAAUGUGGACAUUAUGCACAUCAUUUCAUUUUGUUCCUACGUCCAAAAUUGUGGUUGCUAUGGUAACAAAAAAAAUCUGAAAAUGGUGGAAUAUCUGACAAUGGUGGUGGAGCCGGUAGGGGACCAUAUUGCUUGACAAUAGCCUUGUUGUUUUCUGGCAUUUGGAAAACUGUCUCCAUUUUCCUCAGACUGUUUUAUAUGCAUUAUUUUUAAGAAAUGCCGCAUCAAAUAAUUUAAUUAAAUGCUCAAAUUAAAUAAGUUCAAACCAUAACUGCUUGUACUUUUAAUUUUGAAGUUUUGUUUUGUUUACUCUACAUUUUAAACACAUUUCAAUAAUUUUUGACUGUACAUGUAUUUAAAAAUAAUGUAUGAGUUGUAACUGAAUUUUAUUUUUGUUUCUUCAUAUUUUUUAAGAGCAUAAAUGUUAUGAUAUAUGUAUCAUUCAAUCUAUUGUUACCCAAUUUAUUUGGAUAAACUUUUUUGUACACCAGCUUUUUUACAUUUUACUGUAUAAGGCAUACGACUCAUUUUUGCACUAAGUGGGUUAUUAAUUACAUCAAUCAGCAUCCAUAUUAGGCUUUUCUGUGUUAUAAUUGCAUUCGACUGACUGUUCUACUGUUUGUAUGUAGUAACAUGUAUGACUUAUGUACUAUAGAUGAACAUCAGUUAAUAAUAAAAUUAGUUACAGA